Messenger RNA from Musa acuminata AAA Group (dessert banana), 2055 nucleotides. RefSeq names its product type I inositol polyphosphate 5-phosphatase 5-like. The transcript is spliced from 10 exons. Gene Ontology annotation, molecular function: phosphatidylinositol-4,5-bisphosphate 5-phosphatase activity; inositol-polyphosphate 5-phosphatase activity; phosphatidylinositol-3,4,5-trisphosphate 5-phosphatase activity. The record is from RefSeq and is a predicted model, not a curated record. Gene Ontology annotation, biological process: phosphatidylinositol dephosphorylation. Lineage: Eukaryota; Viridiplantae; Streptophyta; Magnoliopsida; Zingiberales; Musaceae. The coding region runs from base 215 to 1870 and encodes 551 amino acids.
AAGACCAGGUCUCGUCCUCCACCGGUUUCGGUACCUAAAAGUGGAUGCAGGAGUGUUUGUUGAAAUGCCAGAACGGCAAACCACGAAGUAGGAGGCUCUCUCCAACGAGCAGCCUUCUCGUCGUUCCUCCCUUCCCAUCUCUCUCCCUUUUGUCUUCGAAUCUUGAUGCACCAGAGAUGGGCGCAUCCGGAAACCAGAUGCGCUUCUGAGUUGGAUGCCAUUCGACGAGCUCCGUGACGACGACAUGACGAAGUCCAGAACAUCCGACGAUUCUGCCAAGAACGACAAGAAGAAAAAGUCCAUCUUACCAAGCAUAUUCAGUAGAAAAGGGAAGAACAAGAGAGGCUCCGAUGGAGAAAUAUUCCCACGAGCGGAGAUCGUCUUCGAUUUGGAGAGCAGGUACAUUUCAAGGACAAAUCUACUUGAGGCGUAUCCAAUCGUGAGGAAAAGCCUUUCAGGUAGGCACACGAGCUCAAGAAUCGAAGGCCUCAACCUGUCCAUCUUGGAGAAACCCAGAAGGAAAUCUGGUGGUCGAGUGGAGGAGUACCGGGUGUUUGUUGGGACAUGGAAUGUAGGGGGAAGGUCUCCAAACAAUGGCCUCAACCUCGAAGAUUUCCUCCAAGUAGAAGGAUCAGCUGAUAUCUAUGUGUUAGGGUUUCAGGAAAUAGUUCCUCUAAAUGCAGGGAACGUGUUGGUGAUCGAGGACAACGAGCCGGCCACAAAAUGGCUGGCUCUCAUCAGCCACGCCCUCAACAAGCCCAGCGACAAGCACGACGACUCCUCCGACACCUGGAAUGGCGCAAAGCUCGGCAAGGAUUGCAAGUCGAGCAGCAGCCACCUCUUCCAAAAGCCUUCUUCCCUCAAAGCCAUCGGCAAGAACUGCCGCGUCGACGGCGCCCUCGUCAAGACUUGCAACUGCAGACCCGAGACCGCCAGCGGCAUCCGGCGAAGGGCGAGGAAGUUAAGGGAGUUCAUCGACAGCACCGACUCAGGCUCCGACGACGAGUACUACUGCCACCCCAUGUCCCAUGUCGUCAGCCCCGAAGCCCGGCGCGACGCCAACUAUUCCCUCGUCGCCAGCAAGCAGAUGGUGGGCAUCUUCCUCUCGGUAUGGGUUCGCAGCGAGCUGGUGCCGGACGUCGGCCACCUCAGGGUGGCGACCGUCGGGAGAGGAAUCAUGGGCUGCCUCGGCAACAAGGGCUGCAUCGCGAUGAGCAUGUCGUUGCACCGGACGAGCUUCUGCUUCGUCUGCAGCCACUUGACGUCGGGCGAGAAGGAGGGCGACGAACUGAAGAGGAACGCAGAUGUUUCCGAGAUCCUCAAGAGCACGCAGUUCCCUAGGGUCUGCAAGAUCCCGGGAAGUCGAAUCCCCGAGAAGAUCCUCGAACACGAUCGCAUACUGUGGCUCGGAGACUUGAACUACCGGAUUGCGCUGAGCUACAACGAAGCAACAACACUGCUGGAGGACAAUGACUGGGAUUCUCUUCUCGGAAGGGAUCAGUUGAAGAUGGAGCGAGAAGCAGGAAGGGUGUUCGACGGGUGGAAGGAAGGGAAGAUCUACUUCGCUCCCACGUACAAGUACUCGUACAACUCCGACGCAUACGCCGGGGAGACGACCAAGUCCAAGAAGAAGCGUCGAACACCUGCAUGGUGCGAUCGGAUUCUGUGGUAUGGCGAGGGCAUAGAGCAGCUGCAGUACUUCAGGGAGGAGUCGAGGUUCUCGGAUCACAGGCCGGUUUGUGCUGUGUUCCUGGCGCAGGUGGAGGCCAGCAGCCAUGGCAGGUGCAGGAAGGGCUAUUCCAGUGUGUACUCAAGGAUCCCCAGGGAUGAGAUGAUGUUACCUCAGAGACACAGCUUCUAUGAGUUCUAGAAGAAAGGCUGUUCUGAGCUGCAAUUUAUUGUAGAUGAGGAAUACACAUUAUGUGAUUGAUUGCUUAGUACCUCUUGCUAAACACUAAGCUAACAUUGGCUGUUUAGAAGCCUGAUCGAGCAACAAUCUUGCUUGCUGUACAAGCUCAUUUGUCUCUUGCCAUGCCAAUCUGGUAUGAUAUCUGA